CUUUUGCUUUUUACUUACCACAUAACCGACCUUUAAAGGCUUUAAUGAACAACAUUCUUUCUUGAUCGGAUUUUACAACAACAAUUCUACUAUCUCAAAUCAAUUUGCAGGAGUCUGAGAUUCUACUUCUCUUUCUCCUUCUCGUUUUUAAUUUUUCCUUUCCUUUUUGUAUUCAUUAAUCCGCCAUUCUUGAGCUUCAACAUUGGAUUCUUGGAGCUGGAAGUCUGGAACAUGAGCGAAGUGGGGACCGCACUUUCUGAGCGACGCCGGGUAUGAAUCCCACCGCCGCGGAUCCAACCCAGCCGCCGCCGGUUCCCCCAUCUCAGCCGCCGCGAUCCUCCUUCAGCUGCGACCACCACCCAGAUGAGAAGUUCUCCGGCUUUUGCCCAGAAUGCCUCCGCCAACGCCUCACCACCUUAGACCAAUCCUCAUCUAACAACAAUCCUUCAACCUCCCGCCGCAACUCCACCUCCUCCGCCGCCGCCGCCAUCAAAUCCCUCUUCUCCAAGCCCUCGACUUCCUCUGCUUCUCACCUCCCCCCUCCGCCCCCUGGUAAAUCCUCCAGACCCGCCACAUUCAUCCCCGAGCUCCGCCGUACAAAGUCACUGUCCGCUUCAAAGAACGAGUCUUUGAGCCUCUCCGCCGCCGCCGCUUCCGCCGCCGUUGAGCCCCAGCGCAGGUCCUGUGACGUCAGGGGACGUAACACCAUCUUCUCUGUUGAAGAGGGAUUCAAACCUCGCGGCUCCCAAAACCCUCAUUCCAAAGCAAUCGCAGAAGCCAUUAACGGUAGCCAAGAAGCAGAACACAGUCAGCACUCCGGAAACGAUCAAGAAAUCACUGAGCUUCAAGAAACCCAAGCUGAAAACCCAGUUAGAGCAGGCCCGGAUUAUUGGGAGAUCGCCGGAGAAGAGGGUGUGGAAGGCGAUAUACUGAACAAGCCCAUGAAGGACCAUAUUGACCUUGAUUCGCAGACGAAAAAGCCUUCUUCUUCAUCUAGUCUUGCAGGAAGCAUCUUGUCUACUGCACUUUUGAGUAAGAAAUGGCAGAAAUGGAGAAAAAAGCAGAAGCUGAAGAAGCAAGAGAGUAGUAAUAAUGGCAAAAGUUAUGCUGCUUUUCCGGUUGAGAAGUCAGUGUCGAAGAAGCACAACGCAGAGAUCCAACCCGAGAUGGCAGACUAUGGGUUUGGGAGGAGAUCUUGCGACACCGACCCACGAUUUUCCCUGGACGUCUCUAGGAUCAGCUUUGAUGGUCCCAGGUACUCCCUCGAUGAGCCACGGGCUUCUUGUGAUGGGUACUUGAACGGGAGAACAAUCCCAUUCCCAAGGACGAUGGCGCCUAUGGUUUCAGUGGUAGAGGAUGACGCUCCGUUUGUACAUGUUCCACGGGCUGAUACCCAAAUUCCCGUCCUCGAUGAGGACUCGGCUUCUUCUGUAAUGAUGAACUCCACCAGCAGCGACGAGAAAUAUGUGCCUGGUGGUUCUGCUCAGACUAGGGACUACUAUCUCGACUCUUCCACGAGGAGGAGGAAGAGUCUUGACAGGUCCACCUCUAUUAGGAAGACAGCUGCAGCUGUGGUGGCUGAAAUCGACGAUAUCAAAACAGCCCAUUCCUUUCACAGGUCAAAGGGGCCGUUGACAGGCGAGAAGGAUUCACUUACACAUUCAAACUCCAUGAGGGAUGAUGUGUCUGAGACAUUUGAAUUGACAAGCUCAAAAGAUAGCUCGUCUAUGAUCGGGGGUGCAGAUGGAACGAAGAAGGGCAUGAAGAAGUCCAAGAAAUGGGCUUGGAAUAUUUUUGGCUUUAUAUAUCGGCGAGGAGGCGGGGAACAAGGAUGAUGAUAAUGAUGAUACUAGAUAUCGAUCCUGGCAAGACCAGCAAGGGGAUAGUAGGAAUGGGAGUGGAGGAGCAGGGGCUAACAGGAAGCUGUUUCGAAGUAAUAGUAGUGUGAGUUGGAGAGACUCGACUAACAAUUUAGGCGCGUUUGAGGCUGCAAGAAAAUCUAGUGCUGAGAUGAAUAGCGGGAAUGGGAAAGUGAGGAAGGAUGAGUUUGUGUUUGGAAGGAACAGGAGUGCAUGCUAUUAUACCAACCGCUUUGAGAAUGGACUUAAGCCAGUCUUGACUUGACGACAUAUGUCUGAGGAAGUCGAUGAAGUUGUUCCACCAUGAAGGAAACAAAAGCAGCACAAAUCGGCUCGAAAACAAAUGUUGGAAGUGGCACUCAGUUAUAGUGAGCUCCUAAGGUGUUUUAGUUGUUACACAGUCUUUGGUUAAUUUAAUGCUUGUUUCUGCGGUUGCUAUGUGUAUUCAACCAUACACACAGUUUUCUUGAUGUUUGGUUGCUCAUCACACGGCAAUUUCUAUCUGCAAUUCCACUUUUGAAUUUACAUUAUAAUAACAGCAAAACUUAUUUUGCCUUCAUGACAAUCGGUUUACAUCUUACUUCCUUUCUGUUUUUAGCUGUGAUGAUUUUCUGUUUCUUGUAUUUGUAUAAGUGAAUGGUUGCUGUUAGCAUUACCACCAAGAUACUAC
Cuscuta epithymum is the source of this 2529-nucleotide messenger RNA. The record is from the annotation of a GenBank genome assembly. NCBI's taxonomy places the organism in Eukaryota, Viridiplantae, Streptophyta, Magnoliopsida, Solanales, Convolvulaceae.